AGGAGGAGAGUGGGAGUACGCGCGAGGAUUUACGCCGCGCUACCCUGACGUACUGUAACCCCGAUUCAUAACAAACCCAUUGGAUUAUUGACUCUUCAUCGGCUGUAGCCUAUCGCUCGGAGGUCCACCAAGCCAAACGCCAUAGCAGUGCGAGUGAAGUGAACAUAGAGAGUGUAAGAGAAGUGAUAUUUAAAUGUCUGCCUGGAUCUCCCGCUGUACACAAUACCUGUGUGUGUAGCGUGGAGCGACUUUUCGAGAGAGAGGGAGAGAGAGAGAGAACCCGAAACGGAAGUCGUAAUAAGCUGAUUAAAAAUUUCUCUUUCUCAAAAAUUUAGUGGAGGAUAUCCCGCUCCUCACAUGCGUUGAGGGAAAACUGCGUGCAACGUUUGCAAGGAUAUGAUGUGCAAAGCAAGUGCGAUGUCCCUGGCUUCAAAAUAUUGAUUACACGGGAUAUAUUGGGAGAAGCUUUAUCUAGGCUGCCUUUGAAUAAUUGUCAAGGAAUGCCAAGCAGGCGAUCGAAAGUGACCUGACAUUUGCCGUGCAUAGCAUUGGGGUGAUCCCAGCAGUGUCCAGGUGUUGUGAAUACAUUGAAGGCACAAGGCGUUGUUUUGAUGCGAGAGUCUCUUUUAUUCUCAUGUGAUUUUUCCUGAAGAGUGAUUGUGAAAAGUGUGAUGGGAAAGGAAAGUUGCAUUAACCGUGGUUUGCAGUGAUUGUGAAUUUAGUCGUGUAUGUGUGUUUAUGUAUUUGUGUACGCGUCGCGUUGGCCAGCGGAAACAUACGCACGACCAAAACAACGCAGUGUCCUCCGUGGCCUAGAAUCGCCCAUAGGCCUAAGAAAAAAUAUAUACUUGAAACGCGUGCGUGCCUGUUGUGCGUAAGUCGCCCUAGGAGGCCUGACUAAAAAAGUGAAUUACCAUAUUUUCGUCGCUUUGUACUACGGAUUACUACGUGUCUUGUUUGGUCCCGCUCCGACUUUCUCGCUUCGACGUCGAGAAUAGAAGGGAGAAGAGAGCCGCCUGACACUGGCACGGGAAGCCUGUUUCGGGAAGGCACUGUAAUAUACAGGGAAUUGUAUGGUGUGGAAAUAAUUGAGUUUGCCAUCUGUGCUGUGUGGUGAUGUAUGUGGUCAGCAGUAUUCGCGAUUUCUGAAAAGGGAUAGAUCGGCCGCGGCCCCCGAGCGAGUGUGCGAGUGUAAACUUGAGUCGCUGGAAUAUUUUCCCGGGAGGAUGCAUCGCCUUUGGCUCAAACGUUGGCUCCCGAGGCCGACCCCCUCAGAGUGACAGACCGAGAGUCGAGGCAGGACCUGCGGGUGCCUGCUGCUGCUGCCACCGCCACUGCAUCUGACGCCGCCGCCAGUGCCACUUCGUCCUCCUGCAAGAGAGCGUCCGUGGGGGUCCUUGCAGGGGAGCAGGACCUCCCCCCACGCAACAUGCCGAGCCUCGACGCCGCCACUGGAGGGAUGGAGAACACCGUGAAUAAAUAUCUGACUCCAGAGGAGCAACAGCUCCUCUUGGAUAUAAGAAGAAAGAAAGCGCAGCUAUUACAAGAAAUACAGACUCUCAAAGAUGAGAUGGCCGAGGUCACAGCGGAGAUGGAGGCGCUGGAUACGGGGGAAGACAGUAAGAGCAAUCCGAAGAGUAAACAGAUGAGCAUCGGGCGCAAGAAGUUCAACAUGGACCCCAAGAAGGGAAUAGAAUACCUUAUAGACCAUGGCCUCCUUAAGAACACGCCCGAAGACAUCGCCCAGUUCCUGCACAAGGGCGAGGGGCUCAACAAGACGGCCAUUGGCGACUACCUCGGCGAGCGCAACGACUUCAACCAGUCGGUGCUCGACGCCUUCGUCUGCCUGCACGACUUCACAGAUCUCAUCCUGGUGCAGGCGCUGAGACAAUUCCUGUGGAGCUUCCGCCUGCCGGGGGAGGCGCAGAAGAUCGACCGCAUGAUGGAGAGGUUCGCCCACCGCUACUGCGAGCUCAACCCGGCCAUCUUCAAGAACCCCGACACGUGCUUCGUGCUGUCGUUCGCCAUCAUCAUGCUGAACACGUCGCUGCACAACCCGGCCGUCAAGGACAAGCAGACCAUCGAGCAGUUCAUCGCCAUGAACCGCGGCAUCGAUAACGGGGACGACCUGCCCAGAGAACUGCUCGAGAGUCUGUACGAAAGCAUUAAAACGGAGCCCUUCAAGAUCCCCGAGGACGACGGCAACGACCUCAUGCACACGUUCUUCAACCCGGACCGCGAGGGCUGGCUCAUGAAGCAGGGCGGCCGCUACAAGUCGUGGAAGCGGAGAUGGUUCAUCCUCAACGACAACUGCCUCUAUUACUUCGAGUACACGACAGACAAAGAGCCCAGAGGAAUCAUUCCUUUGGAGAACAUUGAGGUUCGGGAAGUACAAGACCGCAACAAGCCAAACUGCUUCGAGUUAUAUGCCACCUCGACCGAUUUCAUCAAAGCUUGCAAGACUGACAGUGAAGGGAAGGUUGUGGAAGGCAAGCACACCGUUUACAGGAUGUCAGCUGCCACCCCAGAGGAGAAGGAGGAGUGGAUCAAGUGCAUCAGACAAAGUAUCAGUCAUAACCCCUUCUAUGACAUGCUAGCCAAGAGAAAGAAGAAUAUUCAGAAGAACAGCAGUCGGUAAUCAUACCCGUGAAGAAGUUCGCUAAUGUUUACUACAAUAGGCUGAACAUUUUAACCCACCUGAACAAUGAGAGGCUGUGCACAAUAUUCGCUAUGGGACAUAUUUCAAGUUUUUGCCUGCAUUCUAGUGAAAAAUGCACAAGCGAGAGAGCCUGUUUCAAGUGCUUGCAUGUGAAAGAAAAUAUUAUACAGACCUAUCACAAGUGAAAUGAUGUUUUGAGUGCUCAGAGACACCGUCAGAAUGUAUACUUGCUUGCUUGCAUUAAACGUGAAAAGUGUGGGUAAAAAGUACAGUACGCUUUAGCAGUUGCCUCUUUAACAAAGUGUUAAAAACUUUGCAGACAUGUGCGGCAACUUAAAAGAAACUACAAAGAGGUCAUUUUAUACAGGUCUCUGCUGGACAGUGUGAUCAUUGUCAUAAAAUAUAUCUUAUUCCCUGUACAACCUUGUGUCCAGUCAUGAUGUCUGCAUGAACAGAAUUUAGAUUAAUUUCUAAUUGUAAAUAUGUUUGUGAAUAGUGAAAAAUUAAAUUUUAUGAGACAUCAAGGUACUGUUAACCAGUAUCAGUCAUUGAUGCCAAGUGUUUACAAAGGUAUUGUGUAAUAGUGUAAAUAUUUGUAUGUAUUUGGCUUACUUAAUUAUGUAUGUGAGGUCAAGAUAUGAAAUCUUUAGCCUUACAAUAGAGUACCAUGAUUGAAUGGAAGGCAUGUAAAAGUCAGUUUGUACCAAAUUGUGUGUUCGUAAACAUUAGAUAAAGGUUCGUAAAUGGAAUGUUAAGAGAGUGGAGGCUUGUGUGAGUGUCCAGAGUAGGUGCCGGAUGUGGCUGUAUAAUAAAGGUACUUCCAGACACCUGCAGACAUUGGUGUGUUCUGAAUUAUAUAUAUAAAAUUGCUUGGUAAAUAUAAAGUGUACCCCAGUCUGGAGGAUUUGUUUGUUUAUAAGUGAGUCUGUGAUUUACCUUUUCAUGCUGUGAGAGAGAGAGAGAGAGAGAGAGAGAGAGAGAGAGAGAGAGAGAGAGAGAGAGAGAGAGAGAGAGAGAGAGAGAGAGAGAGAGAGAGAGAGAGAGAA
Molecule: messenger RNA, 3705 nt
Organism: Penaeus indicus
Lineage: Eukaryota; Metazoa; Arthropoda; Malacostraca; Decapoda; Penaeidae
Gene: step
Product: cytohesin-1-like
Exons: 9
Coding region: 1430-2638 (402 amino acids)
Biological process (GO): regulation of ARF protein signal transduction
Molecular function (GO): guanyl-nucleotide exchange factor activity
Source: RefSeq, a predicted model, not a curated record